This is a messenger RNA of Oldenlandia corymbosa var. corymbosa, 285 nucleotides long. Lineage: Eukaryota; Viridiplantae; Streptophyta; Magnoliopsida; Gentianales; Rubiaceae. The record is from the annotation of a GenBank genome assembly.
AUGUCUGAGGGGAAGGACGAUGAUGUGCGGGGUAUCGUUGAAGAGAUGAAGACAUUAGGGGGGUUUGUCCUGGACAUGGGUGAUUGGAGCAACGUCCUCCGAUUUAUGGUGAAAAGAGGUGAAGCUGUGGAAGCUAUGGCUGUCUUGAAGCAAAUGAGAAGGAAAGGACUAAGACCCGACAUCGUUUGCUGCAACUGGGUCUUGAGUGGGUUGGUGAAGAAAGGGGAGCACACGAAGACAGACCAAUUGUUUGAUGCAAUGCUCGUCUGGGGUUGGAAUUCCUGA